AUGGCGUCGACGAUGGCGUUCCGGUGUGUCGUUUCGACCGCGCUCCGCGACGACGGGCGCGAUUCUACGCGCUCGGCGCGGCGCGGUGGGGUCGUUCGCGCCGGGAUGUUUGAUUUUCUCCAGAACAACAAAGACGUAGGCGGUCGCGACACGACGUUCGAGGCGCAGCAAGAGAUCCUGCGUAAGCGACGAUCGGGGGCGAACCUUGGGAAGGAAGUUGCGGCGAGACGCGCGAAGGUCUCGAGGUUCGUGAACAAGAAGCUCCCGGAACAGGAGAUGAGGAUGAUCGAGAAGAAGAACAGAGAUAAGGCGAACGCGCUGUCCAAGGAAGCCAUAAAAGGUGGCAUACCUCUUCCCAUGGCCUCGUUCGGUAUGCCAGAGUUCGACGGUGGAGAACGAUUUGACUUGAGGGGGAAGUACGUGGACGAGGGAUGGGUCGACGAGAGCGACUCGGGUCCGUUCGGCGGCCUCUUCGGCGGAAAGAAAAAGGCGCCACCCGCAAAGGGCAAGAAGGCACCACCACCGAAGAAAAAGGGUUGGUUCGGUAAGUGA
This is a messenger RNA of Ostreococcus tauri, 552 nucleotides long. RefSeq names its product unnamed product. The record is from RefSeq and is a predicted model, not a curated record. Bases 1 to 552 code for a protein of 183 amino acids. NCBI's taxonomy places the organism in Eukaryota, Viridiplantae, Chlorophyta, Mamiellophyceae, Mamiellales, Bathycoccaceae. The transcript has a single exon.